Messenger RNA from Adelges cooleyi (spruce gall adelgid), 1362 nucleotides. RefSeq names its product cytochrome P450 4c21-like. Gene Ontology annotation, molecular function: heme binding; monooxygenase activity; iron ion binding. The record is from RefSeq and is a predicted model, not a curated record. The transcript has 7 exons. The coding region runs from base 1 to 1362 and encodes 453 amino acids. NCBI's taxonomy places the organism in Eukaryota, Metazoa, Arthropoda, Insecta, Hemiptera, Adelgidae.
AUGUUGAGUUGUUAUCAGUUGGCAUUCAAGGACCAAACAAAUUGUUGGCAAACCUUCUUAAAUUGCACAAAAAACGACCUAUUCAUUAGCGUCAUCAGACCCGAAGAAAUAGGGCAAGUACUUACUAAUAAAGAGCUGUUUAAAAAGUCAAAACACUAUUCAGUUUUUCACGAAUCUUUUGGGCUCGGUCAAGGUAUAUUUUUUAAUGACAACUACGACGAAUGGAAACAUAACAGAAAGAUAAUAUUGGAAGGAUUUAAAUUUUCCACUCUUAAAUCGUACAUACAACUUUUUUACGAAGAAGCAAACACUCUUGGUAGAUUAUUGUAUGAGAAACGUGAAAAAAUAUCUCACCAAUGUAAAAUAAGUAAAGCAGUUGCAAUGGCUACAAUGAAAAUUAUUGGAAGAACUACUCUAGGCAUACAACUAAGUGAUCAGAAAAAUACUGAUACAUUUUUUUUAGAAAAUUUGGAAGUCAUACAAGAGGUUUGGGAACACAGAAUGUCAUAUCCGUGGUUACUGAAACCAAGUUUGUUUCGGCUGUCAUCGUUGAAACGCACACACGAUGAGAGUCAAAGCCUAUUGAUUAAACUGAUAAACGAUUUAAUUUCCGAAAUAAUAGCAAAAUCGAAAAAUGUCGACACAGUCGAACAUGACAAAAGUGACAAAACCGGGAAACCUAAAUCACUCAUUGAAAUUUUGCUUGCGAACGAUCAACCAAUGCCGUUCCACGAGAUACGAGCCGAAUUAGUAACUGUUAUAGCUGGCGGUCAAGACACUACAGCUGUAUCAAACGCGUGCAUUAUAUUCAUGUUAGCUCAUCAUCAAGAUGUACAAAAUAAAGUUUACGAAGAAAUAAGUACGAUAUUUUCAUCUGACGAUACAAACCGAUCACCGACGUAUGAGGAUUUGCAGCAAAUGUACUACUUAGACCGCGUGAUCAAAGAAACUCUGCGACUUUACCCACCUGGGCCAUUACACGCCAAACACGCCGAAGAGGAGGUUACCAUAGGAGACACUUUAAUUCCUGCGGGUUCGACUAUACUAAUUUUCAUUCCACAUCUACAUUUAAACCCCGAACUCUAUCCGGAACCGGAAGCGUUUAACCCAGACAACUUCCUGCCGGAAGCAUUUCGGAGCCGCCCGCCCUAUUCGUUUAUUCCAUUCAGUGCCGGUUUUAGAGACUGCAUAGGAAUUAAGUACGCGAUGCUUCAAAUGAAAGUCAUCGUAUCCACAUUACUAAGGGCUUACAAAUUUUUGCCGUCCGACAAUUGUCCUGAGCCACAGCACCUAGGUAUAAAGUUUUUGGGUACAUUGAAAUUUGCCGACGGAUGUUACGUUAAAAUAGAAUCAAUAACGUAA